Molecule: messenger RNA, 1910 nt
Organism: Lycium barbarum (goji berry)
Lineage: Eukaryota; Viridiplantae; Streptophyta; Magnoliopsida; Solanales; Solanaceae
Product: histone-lysine N-methyltransferase ASHH3-like
Exons: 16
Coding region: 223-1509 (428 amino acids)
Biological process (GO): regulation of DNA-templated transcription
Cellular component (GO): nucleus; chromatin
Molecular function (GO): protein binding; histone H3K36 methyltransferase activity
Source: RefSeq, a predicted model, not a curated record
UACUUCCAACAAAUGAUAUGUAAGUGCGGUUUUGUUGAAGUGUCUCUCUCUCUCACCCCUGAAACAGUUUCUUCUCUUUUGAAAGAAACGGCAUUCCCUUAUUUCUUUCUUCAAUUUCUAUUGUUAAUUCAUCUCUUAGUAUUCCACAAUUUAUUUUUGCUAGCAAAAAAAAAAACAACUGAGGCUAAAAUGCUAUAAGUGAAUGAGUGUUGCUACUAUUGAAUGAUUGAGCCCAUGCCUACUACGAACAAGAGUGCUACCCAUGGUGGGAUUUGGCAUGUAUUCAACAAAUUAACAAGCGAAAUCGGAGAUCCCGUCGACUUUGAACUUCCAGAUUGGUUGCAUAAAUGGCAACCCACAGCUUAUACGUAUAUAAAGCGCAAUAUAUACCUCACCAAGAAGGUUAAGCGGCGUGUAGAAGAUGAUGGCAUAUUUUGUUCCUGCAGUUCAAUAGCAGGAUCUUCAGACGUGUGUGGCAGUGAUUGUCAUUGUAGCAUGCUAUGGUCUAGCUGCUCCUCGGGAUGUAAAUGUGGGAGUUCUUGUCUGAAUAAACCAUUCCAUAAACGUCCUGUGAAGAAGAUGAAAACAGUGAAGACUGAGAAAUGUGGCUCUGGGAUUGUGGCAGAUGAAGAUAUCAAGAGAAAAGAGUUUGUCAUAGAGUAUGUUGGAGAAGUUAUUGAUGACAAAACAUGUGAAGAGAGACUUUGGAAAAUGAAGCACAGUGGGGAAACAAAUUUUUACUUGUGUGAGAUCAAUAGGGAUAUGGUGAUUGAUGCCACUUACAAGGGCAACAAAUCCAGAUACAUUAAUCAUAGCUGUUGUCCAAAUACUGAGAUGCAGAGAUGUAUUUUCAGGAUAAUUGAUGGUGAGACAAGAAUUGGCAUAUUUGCGACCCGUGACAUUAGAAGGGGCGAGCAUCUGACCUACGAUUAUCAGUUUGUUCAAUUUGGUGCAGAUCAAGAUUGCCAUUGUGGUGCUAUAGAAUGCAAGCGAAAGCUGGGAAUUAAACCUAACGAAAUAAAACUUCCCUCUUCAGAUGCUGCAUUAAAGCUAGUGGCAUCUCAGGUGGCUGCCGCCUCUCCCAAAGUGAAAGCACUGCUAUCUGCAAAACAUGGCAAACAUUUUGAAAGCCCUGCUGCUUUUCUCUGGAAAGAAGCUUUGAAGAUGACUUUUCCUAUACGAAAUGACAAGAUUUGUUCCGACUUCUUGCAUUUGUUGGAUUAUCAAACUGGAGUUCCUCCAAAAGGAAGUUCGAAUUGCGACUCUGCUCGGAGAAUCCAGCGUCCUCGUAAUUGCAUAGGUCAACUUGUAAGAAUAAUUCGCUCUUUUGACCGGAGUCCUGCUGACUCGCUGGAGAAGUUUCUCUGUGGGAACUCUAUCCACUGGUCCUUUGGAAUUAUAAAACGGUUUGACAGCAUCACCAAAAAACAUUUGAUCAUGUUUGAAGACGGUAGUGUUGAAUACCUUGACAUGUCAAAAGAGGAUUGGGAAUUUUGUAACUCUGUGUAAUCAGGUCUUAAGCAGUCGGAAUAAGGAUAUACAUGAUUCAACCUCUGUAGCAGAUACGCAACGUAUUGUUCUUACAGUCCAAAAUUGCAAAGGGUUCUCUAGCUUUGCUCCUGGUGUACCGAAUAUGCAAGUUUCCUUUUUCACAAAUUCUUUUGUUAGUAUAAAUUAUGAAGUCUGAUGAUAAUGUCAAUACUCUUUUUUUUCUGGAUAUUGAAGUCCCGAUGAUUCUUUCCCAUGUAUAAGCAUAAACAAUGUAACAAUAGCCAAAGAAACAAGCUGACUAUGUGGAUCAUAAUUCAUUGACUCUAAAUUUGUUAGUUAUCUGUUGUCCGUGUUGGACUGAGACGAGCUUUCGAUGUUGACCGUGAGAUUUCAUAUAGAUUGCUUGGGAUUGAGGCUUA